This is a messenger RNA of Asparagus officinalis (garden asparagus), 1505 nucleotides long. Its product is annotated as GDSL esterase/lipase At2g23540-like. Gene Ontology annotation, molecular function: hydrolase activity, acting on ester bonds. The record is from RefSeq and is a predicted model, not a curated record. The transcript has 5 exons. NCBI's taxonomy places the organism in Eukaryota, Viridiplantae, Streptophyta, Magnoliopsida, Asparagales, Asparagaceae. Bases 12 to 1196 code for a protein of 394 amino acids.
GUUAAGUGUGGAUGAACCCCCAGACCAACUUUCAAAUAUAUAUAAACUCUGUGCACAACUUCAAGAGGAUUACUCUUAGCAGAGUUCAGAGUGCUAAGGAAAUGGCGUUAGUACUGCUUUUCGUGCUCUGCACUCUGGUCGGAGUCAUAAGAUGCGAUGAGAAUGCAACGUCGGCUUCUUUUGUGUUUGGAGACUCUCUGGUUGAUGCUGGGAAUAAUAAUUGGUUACCGACGUUGUCAAAGGCUGAUAUACAGCCGAAUGGGAUAGAUUUUACAGCCUCUGGUGGCCAGCCUACUGGGAGAUAUACUAAUGGGAGGACUAUUGCUGAUAUCGUUGGUGAGAUGUUGGGGCAAAAGGGAUAUGCACAACCAUUUCUAGACCCGAAUACAACAGGACCAAUUAUACUCCAAGGAGUGAACUAUGCAUCAGGCGGUGGAGGAAUUCUGAAUGGCACAGGGAGAAUUUUUAUCAAUAGGCUUGGGAUGGACAUUCAAGUUGAUUACUUCAAUAUCACAAGAAAACAGAUUGAUGGAUUGUUGGGAAAGGACAAAGCUAGAGAUUAUGUAACGAGGAAGGCGAUUUUCUCGGUAACUAUAGGAGCAAAUGAUUUCCUCAAUAAUUAUCUACUGCCAGUCCUGUCUACAGGAGAGAGGAUAUCUGAGACUCCUGAUGGUUUUGUUGAUCAGCUCAUCUCCACCCUGAGGGGUCAACUAAAUAGGCUUUACUCACUUGAUGCAAGAAAAUUUGUGGUGGGAAAUGUGGGGCCAAUUGGAUGCAUCCCAUAUCAGAAAACUAUAAAUCAGCUUCAGGCAAAUCAAUGUGUGGGCUUAGCAGAUAAACUAGCAAGGCAAUACAAUGGCAGGUUAAGAGAUCUGCUCACUGAAUUGAAUGAAAAUCUGCCUGGAGCAAAGUUUGUGCUUGCUAAUGUCUAUGAUCUCGUCAUGGAGCUCAUUGCUAAUUACCAGAAAUACGGAUUUCAAACGUCAAGUAAAGCUUGUUGUGGCAACGGAGGACAAUUUGCAGGUAUAAUACCGUGUGGUCCCGCUUCAAGCUUGUGUGAUGAUCGUUCGAAAUACGUAUUUUGGGAUCCCUAUCAUCCAAGCGAGGCUGCAAAUCUUAUAAUUGCGAAAAAAUUAGUAGAUGGAGAGGUGAAGUACAUAUCUCCCAUGAACCUCCGACAACUUAGAGAUAUCUAAGUUUGAGAUCAUAUUGUUCCAAAGUGUUCAUACAUCAUGUUUAUCAGAGUAUGUAGCAUGAUGUAUAUGGAGUUAGUUUUGUGGGUUUCAGAAUGUUUAUGUUUGUAAAAGGGUUUUUUUAGAGGGUUUAUAAAACAUGGGUUGCUGGGUUUAUUGGUUUAUCUAGUUCCAGAAUGCGACAUGACUGCAAAUUGUAACUUGAUAGCGCUACAUUCAUAUGUGUAAAUGCAAAAGUACAGGUUGUAGCUUGGACUUUGACCUGAAAUACUUAAUGAGCAAUUGAACGAUAUUGUGACAUAAGAUUUUUUU